This is a messenger RNA of Aspergillus bombycis, 264 nucleotides long. RefSeq lists its product as uncharacterized. Lineage: Eukaryota; Fungi; Ascomycota; Eurotiomycetes; Eurotiales; Aspergillaceae. The record is from RefSeq and is a predicted model, not a curated record. The transcript is spliced from 2 exons. The coding region runs from base 1 to 264 and encodes 87 amino acids.
AUGAAGCCACAAUCCACUCCCAUGCAGCCUGUCGGUCAUCGAUUGAUAGGUUAUCCACCGGAUCGACGUGAAGACUGUGUCCGACGUAUUACCGAGCGAAGCCGUGGAGUUGUCUCUUUCCACCCUGUCGGCAAUAUGUAUGCAACCUGUCUGUAUUACUACACCGUGCUAUAUCAGAACUGGGAUAUCGCUGAUCGACGGUUCUGGAUCGCAUGGCACUGGGACUAUGGAAACGGUCGCACGGGUGGUUUGGAUCUAAACUAA